AUGUCACUUUUCGGUCUAGAGGAUUGCCUUUGCGACAGUAAUACAAGCCGCAGACACAAAAAACAUAUUGCUCACUAUCCGGGCAAAAAGGUCACCGAUCAAAUCGUAGUCGUCAAAACGAUUUAUGACCCUCAUAAAACUUUGAGUAAGAAAAAGUACAAGAGGCUUCUCGCUGAUUCUUUAGAUGGGUUCUAUCCACAUGUUCCAUAUUCAUUGAAUAAGAGGGAGAGAUGGACAACCGUAACCCCUGCAUCACUAUUGGCUCACCAAACAUCUGAUCUGCCCGAACUUUGUGUAGUUAACAAAAAAGCGUCUGAUUGGAAUAUGUACACCGACCAAAGCACGCAUAAAGUCACAGCAUUUCACGUGCUUGAUGAUGAUGUCAUCACCACACUUUCUGCAACCGGCGGUGAACAAUCGCUGCAUUACUAUGAAAAUAUGUUGAGAGAAAAGCGUGGAAUCGAUAAAGACGAGAUGGAACCAGCUCAGAUGCACUACAGCAUAGUGUCACCUCCUCCUGUACAGAGAUUCGAAUCUAGGAAGAACAGGAAACUUGGACGAACCGAUGAAGAAAACAGAAGAGCUAUUAGGAGAAAAUUGAAAAUCACAUUAAGGAAGCUGUGUCGCAUCACUGAAGCUUUCCCUAAUGAAUGUAUGCAAAAUAAUGAAGAGGAUGAAAUGCCAGACUUUUGCAAGGCAGAGUUUUCACGCAAAAUAGCUCUCAAAGACUUUAUAAGCAUCGGCCAGCCAUCAACAUCCCGUAGUCCAAAAAAUACUCCUAGCAGCAAUGUGACAUCUUCCUUUGAGUUGGUCACGUUGAAACCACCCAAGAUGAUUGACAUCUCUUCCGCCACAAAUGCGCUAGGUGUUUUUGAAAUUAUCGAUGUCAAAUUGAGCAUGCUCGCUACAUUCGACCUACAGGAAGAGAUUUCGUUAUUGGCUCCAGGAUAUUGUGAUGUUCACUGGUUUGGGUCAGAACGUGUAUCUGUAGCUAGCACGCGGUCUACCAAUCCAAGUCCGGUAUUUGUAAUUUUCUUCGAGCUUCCGAAAAAUACGGACAUUCUCAGAAUUCGCAUCAAUACUAACGCUCAAUUCACCAAGCUAAGUAAGGCUACUCUCGUCAAGCUUUUAAAAACGCGGAAAUAUUUUCCUACUCUUUUCAAAGAUUUGUUGGCCUUCAUAUUCACUCUGAAAAUACCGCCUCCAUCUGAAAGUUCCCUCAGGUUCAAAGAAUGCAAGGAAAAUUUUAUGAGGACAGUAAAUAGUACAAUGCUUGCCACCACAGCUAGCCGGGCUGACACAUUUGCUCAACUAGAACUUCUUCGCCUUUGCUACACUUGCGAUGCUUUUAAAAAUGGAUUAGGAUCAGAGAAAGCCGACAUUUGUCAUACAUGCAAUUCUCCAUAUAGAACGGAUCUUUUUGCUUUCAACGACGGCAUGAUAUGCAGAGAAUGUGUAACUUCUAAUGUUCUGCAUCAGAUUCGCCUUAAUCGUUUUCCGCUGGAGAUUCCGCUUGAUGCUGCGCCCAGUUCGCCAGUCGAUCUUCUCUACGCCAUUUUGCCUAUAUCUGUAAUGUCAUUGCUUUCAAAGAUGUCUUAUCGAUAUUUUAAUGCCUUUGAUUACCCGGAUGCAUAUAUGGUAGAAUGCCCUCAGUGUUGCAUGGAUCUCAGCAUAAAUAUUCCUAACAUGUACAGUACCUGUAUAUGCCCGAAAUGUGAAUGCAAUUUCUGUUACCGAUACUUCUUUGAAAAAUUUAAGUUGGAUCCAGGCGAACGAGUACUCAAAGUAAAAUGCUAUUGCAACGAUUUUCUAUAUGUUCCCGAACUCGGUCCACAUUUCACCCGCUGCGGACGACUCUGCCAUUACACGGUAGAAAGGUAUGGAACGUACUAUUGCGGCGGAACGUAUGACCAAAGUGGUAUUCUUCGUCCUUACGAGCUCGGAGCUUGGCCUUAUACCCCCCGAUUUCGUAAGGAAAACCAUCCGAAUUUUGAGAAAUACGGAGAUCCCGUUCAGCCAGAGUACUUAGAGCAGAAGAAACUGGUUAGCAAGUUGUAUGCUGAGGUAUGCGCUGAGAUGCGAAGACUCAGAUUUGACAAAACAAAACGGAUAGAGUAUGAAAAUGCAGUUAAACGACUGUUUACUUUGAAAGCAGAGCAGCUGGAAUUGAUUGACCUGAGAAAAACAGUUCUCUUUCUUGUCGAGCACUGCAUGGCUUGGCUGUACCUUCAUCGGCACCAAAAACUACAUCACUUGCGCAAGGGUGUGCUACUACUGUUUCAAAGAUUCAUGAACUUUCAAACCAAAGUUUUGGAUCCUCGGUAUUAUCAAAAGAUACAUGCUCAGGAUGUGGAAGAAAUGAUGAGCACCGUAAUAAAGUCCUUCAAAAAUUAUGCGAUGGAUGUUCGUUCGAUAAACUGGCAGUGA
Molecule: messenger RNA, 2427 nt
Organism: Cylicocyclus nassatus
Lineage: Eukaryota; Metazoa; Nematoda; Chromadorea; Rhabditida; Strongylidae
Source: the annotation of a GenBank genome assembly